This is a messenger RNA of Paramecium sonneborni, 788 nucleotides long. NCBI's taxonomy places the organism in Eukaryota, Ciliophora, Oligohymenophorea, Peniculida, Parameciidae. The record is from the annotation of a GenBank genome assembly.
AAAUGAUUUAAACUAAUUUAAAUAUUGUACUAGAAGAUUCUGCAAAGGAAACAUUAGAAUAAUUGAAUAAAUUCAAAUAGGGAGAUUAUAAUGGUAUAUUAAUAACAGGAAGACCAGGAACAGGCAAGACUUAUUUAUGUAAAUAUUAUGCAUAAAUAAAUGAUGUAUGCCAUUUGUAUUUUAAUUGUUCAAAUGAGUUUUAAAAUAUGGAAGCAUCAUAGAUGAUAGAAUUGAUUAAGCAAGAAAAAAAGAGGAUGGUGUUUUUUGAUGAUUUGGAAUAUUUUAGUUAUGUGUAACAGGAGAAAUAUUAUAAAUUUAUGGAGGUUUUAAAGAUAUGUUAGGAAUAAGAACAUAAACUUAUUUUUAUUACUUAAUCUCCAGAGAAAGUAGAAUUGUAUCCACAUAAAUUACCAUAUGAGAGAGCUACAGUUUUAUUAUUACCAGAGUAAAAGUUCAGAGAAUAAUUUAUAAGUAAUCACUUGCCAUAAUUUAAAUUCUUAAAAGAAUUAACAGAUAGUUAUUCUGUAAGUGAUUUAUAAACUUUAAUAAAAGAUAUAUAGAUGGAACCAUUUAGAAAGAUAAUUAAUAGUUAAUAUUUUGAAAUGAUAGAAGGAAAGUAUCAUGUAAUAGAAGUAAAUGGAGAAAAGGAUUCAUAGUAACAGUUGAAUUAUGAUGAAAAAGUAAAGUAUAUGUAAGAAGGUAAAAUAGAAAUAAAGGAUUUAUAAGAAUAGGAUGUUAGAAGAAUUAUUAAUCAAUAUAAAAGAAUAUGAAAUUAUUUUAGAAUGAGA